Messenger RNA from Pyricularia oryzae 70-15, 594 nucleotides. RefSeq lists its product as uncharacterized. The coding region runs from base 1 to 594 and encodes 197 amino acids. Lineage: Eukaryota; Fungi; Ascomycota; Sordariomycetes; Magnaporthales; Pyriculariaceae. The transcript has 2 exons. The record is from RefSeq and is a predicted model, not a curated record. Gene Ontology annotation, molecular function: protein-folding chaperone binding.
AUGACACAUGGUUCACACACGCCGGACCUCAACCUUACCCGGGACCGUUACAACACAGGCAAUCAGGGCUUCAUCCGCCCUCUUUUUCGAGUUUCGCCACUUCGGCGAAACGGGCGAGGAGUGGGUGAGCAGGAGAAUCAAGCCAUUUCCUCCCAGCGAGGACAACCAAGCACGGCAAAUCCCAUCCCCCUCCCCAGCCAUCCACACAUCUCUGCCCCGGCCUGGACAGACAGAAUAGCCGUAAGCACCAGCUCAGCUGGGAACCGGACGACCACUCUCCGAGGUUGCAAAAACGAUUUAUCGCUGAAAACGACCAACGACGACGACGACGGUUUUGCUGCCAACACAAAUAACGCCGCCAUUUUCUUUGGCCCCGUGCUACGCGGUUUCAAUGACCGGGUGCAGCCGCAGUGCAUAGCCUUCAUAUCGGCCCGCGGUAAGGACGUCACGUUUAAGGAGCACUUCCGGCUGGCCCAAGAGCUGAAGCAGCUGCUGACGGACGUGGACAAGGUACAGGGUCGCGGCAACAAGGAGACGGCCCGUGCGUUCGGGAGGCGGCUGGUCGACAAGAUGCAGGCCGAGCUGAAGAGGUGA